AGAGCUGUUAUCAGUGGCUGAACAUGAUCAUCCUUAAUGAAAGGGGAGUACCUCCAUGCAGCUGACUGUGCUUAUUGUUUGCAGAACUGUUAGAGGUUCUAAAUGGCUUCUAAGAAGUUGGGAUCCGACUCUCAUGGGCCUUUCAGUUACCUUGAUGAUGUCCCAUUUAAGAUAGGAGACAAAUUCAAAACCCCAGCGAAGGUUGGAUUACCCAUUGGUUUCUGCCUGCCUGAUUCUUCUCAGCUUGUCAGAGAAGCCCAGUAUGACUUCUCACUGGAAAAGAAAACAAUCGAGUGGGCUGAAGAUAUCAAAAAAAUUCAAGCUGCCCAGAGAGAAGCUGAACGCAAGGCAGAAGAAGCGCUAGCAAACUCAAAAGCGGCUCCAGAGGACAGCAACAAAAUGGGGUUCUCAGAGGGACCUUGCCCUGAGGCCAUGCCUCCUCCUAUUAAUCCCAUCCUCGCUAGCCUGCAGCACAAUAAUAUUCUUACGCCCACGCCAGCUAACAGCAGCGCUGUGAAGCAAAAAGUUCUCAGUCCACCUUGUCCAAAAGCAGACUUCAACCCAGCUGAUUUUGAAUGUGAAGAAGACCCAUUUGACAAACUGGAAUUAAAAACUAUCGAUGAUAAGGAAGAAUUAAAAAAUAUUCUUGAAAUUCACGUUGGUACUACUGGGCCAGUUGUUGCCCAGCUUUUAGAUAAUACUUUGCCCAAAGGAGGGUCUGAGUCUGUGUUGCAAGAUGAGGAGGUUCUGGCAUCCAUAGAAAGGGCCACGCUGGACUUCAAGCCCCUUCACAAACCCAAUGGCUUUAUCACUUUACCGCAGUUGGGAAACUGUGAAAAGAUGUCCUUGUCUUCCAAAGUGUCCCUGUCCCCUAUCACUUCAGUGAGCAGUAUCAAAUCCUUGUCCUUUCCCAAACUUGACUCCGAUGAGAGUGAUCAAAAAUCAUCAAAGCUCACGAGCACUUUCCACAGCACCUCCUGUCUCCGCAAUGGCACUUUGCUCAGCUCUUUGCAGACCUGUGCUCAGAGUAAAGCUAGUGAACUGAAUGGACACCAUAUGGUUGGUCUUUCAGCUUUAAAUGAGGACAGUGGCAUGGAGACAUCAACAUUAUCCUCUUCAUCCAGGCUGCCUUCCCUGGCUGUGUCGACAGUUUGUACAGAAGAAUCAUCAUCUCAAAGCACAGCAACUACGGUACACCCAGACUACAAGGAAACAGAAAUCCCUGUGGUAACGCACCAAAAUUUCCCAGUGUCUAAAGUGCCCAAUAACACCAGCUGCACAAAGCAGUCGGGUGGCCCCGCUCCUGAACUACAGCAGGUCCUCUCUGCUAGUGAGAGGCAGUGCGUAGAGACAGUCGUCAACAUGGGGUACUCACCCGAGAACGUCCUGAAAGCCAUGAAGAAGAAGGGACAGAAUAUAGACCAGGUUUUGGAUUACCUGUUUGCACAUGGACAGCUUUGUGAGAAGGGCUUUGAUCCACUUCUUGUUGAAGCAGCUUUGGAAAUGCACCAGUGUUCAGAGGAGAAGAUCACAGAACUUCUCCAACUAAUGAGUCAAUUUAAAGAAAUGGGCUUUGAACUAAAAGACAUUAAGGAGGUCUUAUUAUUACAUAACAACGACCAACACAAUGCUUUGGAAGAUCUAAUGGCCCGUGCAGGAGCCAGCUGAAAACACAUUCCUGGAUUCUCGGCGUGCAACGGAGCAGGACCAGCCCCGCCACCUUUGCAUCCAGUGUGACUUGCUCUCGGCAGGAAGGAGUCCGGCUUUUCGCAUACAUGGGAGAGUGACUGAGCAAGCCCACCCGCGUGCAUCACUCCAGCGUUUCUCUUUCCACUGAGAGCCAACUUUCUUUCUUAAAUUAAAUUUUUAAAGUGUCCUUUCCUAAGUUUCCUUUUUCCAGCUUGGCCAGAGAGUUUAGACUGCUCAACUCUACUGGAAUUGUACGUAGGUAGAGACAGGAGUGGUUUCCCCCCCUCCCUGUUGCACUGGAGUUGGACAGAAGAAUACUAAGUUGGUUCUGAAACUAGGAUGCUUUGGUUCUUUGAAGCUGCUUUCAUGGUGUCUGCUUGUACUGAAUUACUUGACUGUGUCACAGUCCAGAUUAACUGGUUAAAUUUGACCUUUAGUGCAAUGGAGUUUUAUUUUUUGGUUGAAAGUUAGUCUGUAACUUAGUAAAACACUGGUUCAGAAACUGUCGCUAUGCAUAAAGAGAGAAGCUGUUCCUCCUGUGGGUUUUUUUUUUACCCGUGCAUCCAACAUUUCUGCAAGACAUGAGCGUCCAAUGCCAAGUGGUCUGUAAGCUCUCUUGAAACAGGUAAGCUGUGAACUCUACCUGGACCUGCAGCUUGUGUUGGUUCUUGAACCUGAAGGCAGAGAGCUGGGGCUCAGUAUUCUUAAUCCCCCAGGCUUGUAGGAUAUUUAAGACAAUGCCCUGCUAGGAGAUCAGUUAUCUCUUUUGUUUUAAAUAAUACUCAGUGUGAUGCAGGAGGUUUCUUUCAAGCACUUUCUUUAAAACAAAUAUACUCACUGCAUUAGUUCCAUUUCUCACACUGCUAUAGAAUUACAUAAUAACACCUAGUACUAGAAAUCAGGUUUUGGGUUGGUUUUGAUAGCUCAAAGUAUUACGUUGUACAUUGUUCAAGUUCUAAAUACAUAAAAUAUCAGCAGUCUUGAGGAAUCUUUAAUUUGCUAAAUAUUUUGAUUCUGCAGAAGAACAACUAAUAAAACCCUCAAAUAUAACUCCCAGUGUCAUGGUUCCCAUCUCUCAUGCUCUUUGGCUUCAGUGGAUGAAGAACGUGCUGGAUCCUGCCCGCCCAGGUGCUGCCUGCUCCUGUAGGCACACACAAACACUGUCUGUUGGGCAGAACGGCCGGAGGUCUCUGGGCAGACGGCUGCAGUGGUGGAACAGGCUGCUUUUUUCUGUGGUUUAUUUUUGUUCUGUUGCAAAAACCAAGCCUAGGGAUCCAAACUCAUGUUGGAGCAUGGAGCCGGGAGCACUGGACUUCAGGAGGGGAAAACGGCUCAGCUCGUUGCCUCAGUUGAAGCUUUUCAGUAGGAGGUUUUAGCUCAUCAGGAACCCUGAAGGAGAGGGCAUUUGUCUCCGUUAUGUUGUUAACUUUAUAUGACCAAAAUGUCUAAUUUGGGUCCAGUGUUAACUCCUGGAAUUUGCUGUGAGGUGCUCAACUGUGUUAAUUACAUACCUUUACUUAAAACAAAAUGAUGCUGAGGAGAGAUGUAGCUGGCAAGUAUCUAGGAGAUGUGGAGAUGGAUGAUGAGCAGGACCAGGGCAGAUUGCCUGGUAUCGUAUCCCGUAGUAUUGAGCUUCACCAGCUUCUGGUGGGGGGUGCUGAAGUUAAAACUUGUCUAAGGAUAUACCUGCUGACCCACCAGCGGCUGAAAAGCGUUUGCCCAGCUUUCCUUCCCAGGUGAGAAAUGUAACAGUUUGAAACAAGGAAAUGGGGCUCCUGAUUAAUCAGAAAAGCUGGUAAACAAAACUCAAGCUGCUUUACUGUCACUGCUGAGAGCGUUUGGUUGUGUUGCUUGUUUUGGUUUUCUCAGAAUAUCCAAACAAGUCCCUGUCUGGUACUAGACAGUCCUGAAGGGGCAAGAAGUCUUGCCAGCAAAGAAACAACUACUUAGACCAAAACUCUGAAUAAAAUCAUCUCUUUGGUUGUGUUAA
Molecule: messenger RNA, 3679 nt
Organism: Aptenodytes forsteri (emperor penguin)
Lineage: Eukaryota; Metazoa; Chordata; Aves; Sphenisciformes; Spheniscidae
Gene: UBAP1
Product: ubiquitin associated protein 1
Exons: 8
Coding region: 103-1668 (521 amino acids)
Biological process (GO): ubiquitin-dependent protein catabolic process via the multivesicular body sorting pathway; regulation of DNA-templated transcription
Cellular component (GO): ESCRT I complex
Molecular function (GO): DNA binding; ubiquitin binding
Source: RefSeq, a predicted model, not a curated record